UUGGCUCUCUUUCCCUCUCUCUAUAAAUACUCUCUUUCCAUCCCGUACAAUUCUCAUCAAACCACAAUCACCACACCAGCUAUAUACUUCCAAAAAUAUGGCAUCUAAGUUCCUUCUUCUUGUGCUUCUUAGUGCUCUUUUUUGCACCACCAUUAAUGGUAGAAAACUUGUGAGCACCCAAGGGUCUUUUGCAGACCAAAAGUCAUUCUACCGCGCCGGUGGUGGCGGUGGUCUAGGUGGAGGAGGUGGUGGUGGUUCUGGAGGGGGUGGCGGCGGAGGGCUAGGUGGAGGUUCGGGCUUUGGCUGUGCAGCUGGCUUUGGUGGAGGAUCGGUUGGUGGCGGUGGACUUGGUGGGGGUGGUGGAGGGGGGGUCUGGUGGCGGUGGAGGUGCUGGAGGAGGACAAGGUGGUGGGUCAGGUUUUGGGGGAGGAGCUGGAAGCGGAUAUGGAAGUGGCGCCAGCGGACUUGGUGGGGGUGGUGGAGGGGGGUCUGGUGGCGGGUCAGGUUUUGGAGGAGGAGCUGGAAGCGGAUAUGGAAGCGGCGGCGGACUUGGUGGGGGAAAUGGAGGUGGUGGCCGCGGAGGGUUCGGAGGUGGCAGACUUGGUGGCAGAAGUGGAGGCACAGCGUGAACCUAGGGCUUCGAGACUCAGUCCACAUUCUCUCUUCCUCCCUCGAGAAUUUUGAACUUCACUCCUCCCUCUCUCCUAUCGAGAAAUCUGAAGAUCAAGAGGAAGAUGUAGAUGCAAUUGAAGUUCAGAGACCAAAGCUUUUGCUUCUCGUUCAUUUGGAAAGUUUGAAGCGCCACAGGUAUAGUGCUUCCCAGUCGACCAUUUCCUGUUACACGUGUUGGAUCUUUCAAGGCGAAUUUGUAGCAUCUCAUGUAGCUCAUACUGAGGAUAAAGGGCAGAGUGACUCAUACGAGGGUGAUGAAAUGCAUGAACUGCUUUAUGAUGCCUUUGGAAUUCCCCCAUUUGUUCCUCCUACAGAUGACACGACAAGUUCUAGUAGUAACUACAGAUACCUUUGGAUUGGUUGCAAUUACACGGAUGAUUUUGGGAAAGAGUAUGGGAAGAUAGAUAUAGAUCAGAAGUCUAGCCAUGAAAGAGAUCAUGAGAAUUAUCUCCUCCUCCUCCUCCUCCUCUAUAUAUACCAACUCUCUCGACUACUCACUUCGAUCUCAUCUAGAACUCACAUUCUUCCGUUCACAGUCCUUUGCUGCCGAAACAUGACUUAUAAAGUCUUUCUUUUUGUGUUUCUUGGUGCGCUUGUUUGCACCACCAUCGCUAGAAAGGGCUCUUUCGAAGAUGAAAAAACAUUCCUUGGCCACCCGAAGAAUGGUGCUGGUGGGUUAGGUGGUGGAGGUGGUCUUGGUGGCGGCGGUGGUGGCGGAGGGCUUGGUGGGGGCGGUGGAGCUGGUGGAGGGGGUGGAAGUGGAGUGGGUGGAGGAGCCGGUGCUGGGGGAGGUGUCGGUGCGGGAGGUGGUAGCGGAGGUGGACUUGGCGGAGGCGGUGGAGCUGGUGCAGGGGGUGGGGCUGGAGUGGGUGGAGGAGCGGGUGCUGGGGGAGGUGUCGGAGCAGGAGGUGGUAGCGGAGGUGGACUUGGCGGAGGCGGUGGUGCUGGUAAAGGGGGUGGGGCUGGAGUGGGUGGAGGAGCCGGUGCUGGGGGAGGUGCCGGAGCAGGAGGUGGUAGCGGAGGUGGACUUGGCGGAGGCGGUGGAGCUGGUGCAGGGGGUGGAGCUGGAGUGGGUGGAGGAGCUGGUGCUGGGGGAGGCGUCGGAGCAGGAGGUGGUAGCGGAGGUGGAAUUGGCGGAGGCGGUGGAGCUGGUAAAGGGGGUGGGGCUGGAGUGGGUGGAGGAGCAGGUGCUGGGGGAGGUGCCGGAGCAGGAGGUGGUAGCGGAGGUGGACUUGGCGGAGGCGGUGGAGCUGGUGCAGGGGGUGGAGUGGGAGGAGGAGCUGGUGCUGGGGGAGGUGCCGGUGCAGGAGGUGGUACUGGCGGUGGAGUUGGUGGAGGAGGUGGUGGAGGUUUUGGUGGGGGCGGCGGUGGAGGGGUAGGAGGUGGGUCCGGUUUUGGAGGGGGAGCUGGAAGUGGGGGUGGACUUGGUGGGAAAGCUGGUGGAGGCGGUGGUGGCGGAGGCGGCGGAGGUGGUGGUGGGCUUGGCGGUGGUACUGGUGGGGGAUUUGGCGGAGGAGCUGGUGGUGGUAUUGGAGGUGGUGGACUGCCUUGAAGAAAUUAGAGAUCUCUCUGUCUCCAAAUUAAGAUUACUAGUUUUACUUUACCCUGCUGGCUAUCACAGUGUAUUUUAACCUUGUUUUGCUUUUCAAGUGGGAGUAGUACUAUUAUGGAGUACUCCGCUUUGAUCCACAAUCAAAAUAUUAUUUCAUGGACAAAUAAAGCCUUUUAAUUGAAAAUAUGCCCUCUCUAUAGGGCCAAACAUGGCCCCAAUGGGGUGAGGGCUUUAGCA
Molecule: messenger RNA, 2461 nt
Organism: Rhododendron vialii
Lineage: Eukaryota; Viridiplantae; Streptophyta; Magnoliopsida; Ericales; Ericaceae
Exons: 9
Coding region: 98-2224 (708 amino acids)
Source: RefSeq, a predicted model, not a curated record